AUGUCUGACUCUAAAGUCUCCGCAAAGGUCCCUGAGGAUAAAGCUAAGAAUGUUUACUACUCCCGAAAGUGGAUUCAAGAGAGCAUUCAAAGUUUCGGAAAUGUUGACACGAACAAGGAUGGUUUUCUGAGUAAGGCCGAAAUUAAAAAGGCGUUGAAUGAAGAAUACCCAGACGCAAACUCGGGAAAGGGAAUCACCGAUUCGAAUAUUGAUGAAAUAUUCAAGAUUUUCGAUUACAACGAUGAUAAGAAGCUCAACAUUGGUGAAUUCAUCGAAUUUGACAUGUUCAUGGAUGCGACGCUCUUCAACUAUUACCAUGCUGUCCUAUUUUAG
Molecule: messenger RNA, 333 nt
Organism: Penicillium pulvis
Lineage: Eukaryota; Fungi; Ascomycota; Eurotiomycetes; Eurotiales; Aspergillaceae
Exons: 5
Coding region: 1-333 (110 amino acids)
Molecular function (GO): calcium ion binding
Source: RefSeq, a predicted model, not a curated record